Durio zibethinus is the source of this 598-nucleotide messenger RNA. Lineage: Eukaryota; Viridiplantae; Streptophyta; Magnoliopsida; Malvales; Malvaceae. The record is from RefSeq and is a predicted model, not a curated record.
CGUCCUCCGUCUCCCAGGAAAACAUGGACCAACUUCAAAAAGUGUUCAACCAAUUCAACGCCAACAAGGAUGGCAAGAUCUCGGUAAUGGCGACAUCUUGGAAACAAUGGGGUCUACCUACACAGAGGGGGAACUCAAAUGUGUCAUGGAAGACAUCGACACUGACAAAGACGGCUUCAUCAACCUCUCUGAAUUCUGCUCCCUCUGCCGCUUAUCUUCCGAUGCUGUCACCGCCGCCUCGGAGCUACGCGACGCUUUUGAUUUGUACACUCAGGACAAGAACGGCCUGAUUUCGUCGAACGAGUUACAUCUGGUUUUGAAUCGAUUGGGGAUGAAGUGCUCGGCUGAUGAUUAUGUCAGGAUGAUCACGUCCGUUGAUUUCGACGGUGAUGGAAAUGUUAAUUUCGAGGAGUUUUACAAGAUGAUGAGCGCUUCAAUGCCGAGUAAUGACAUCUUAUUCACCGGGAAUUAAAGCCACAGGUAGUGGUGCUUGAUUAUCAUAGUUUAGUCGUGUAAAUGUUGAUUUUCUAAUUAGAUUGUGUUAUUGGGUAUGAAGUCAAAUCAUUUAUAUGAGAACCCCUAGUGCAGACCAUGUUGU